CACACAUCAGUAGCUGUAGUUGUUUACAUCUGCGUUAGGAUAAGGUCGUUGCCUUUAAGUUCCCCCCUUUUAAUAUUAUCUGCAUUUACCUAUGUUUUGUUAACUGAGGGGCCAAAGAUGUGGAAAUGGAGGGCAUUGAAUACAGCACAGAGCUUUUUGAGAGCCUGUAUGAAGUGUACGAGGAGAUAGGAAGUGGCCAGUUUGCUGUAGUGCGUCGAUAAUAGACCAAGUCCACAAGAACUGAAUAUGCUGCCAAAUAACUUCGAAAGCGACGUGUGGCAACUUCCCGGAGGGGUGUUCCUCUGGAAGCUAUUGCCCGGGAAGUACUCGUUCUUCAGAUGAUUGACAAUCAUGAAAAUAUCAUAUCCCUUCACCAAGUGUUCGAUAAUGGUCAACAUGUUAUACUUGUCCUGGAGUUGGUCCGUGGGGGCGAGCUCUUCGAACACAUUAGCGAGAGAGAGCGUUUGUCAGAAGAGGAGGCGUCUGCGUUUCUGCGGCAGAUAUUACAGGGAGUCAGGCACAUGCAUUCCAAAAGUAUAGCUCAUUUAGAUUUAAAGGAAAAUGAAUUUUUUUCUGGGACUUCGGAUCUAGCCAAGGAUUUCAUCUCUCACCUGUUAGUGAAGGAUGCAAGAAAAAGAUUGACAGUGGCAGAAUCUCUUGCACACCCAUGGAUGGCCCCUCAGUCCCUAGAACAAGAAGAGAAGCGUCGUGAUGCUCAAACAAACAUGGAUAACUUUAAGUCUUACCAAGCUAGACGUAGAUGGAAGCAUUCAUUGAAAGUUGUUACACUCUGCAAUCGUCUCUCCAGAAGUGCCAAAUUAAGAAGUCAGAGUGCAGAACUUCUUGAUGCCAAGUCAAGUGCCAUUACAUUGCAAGAGGAUAAGGAUGCUAGUUUUGUAUUAUCUGCAAUUGUGGCUGCCGUGGAAGAGGGCAACUUGCCUGGGUUGGAAAAGCUGUUUAGCGUCGCACAAAACAUCGACGUGAACAUGGCCAACAAGCAUGGCGAGAGCGCCGUUCACCUUUCCUGUGGUCUGGGCCAGUUGGAGGCUCUGAAAUUUCUGGUAAAGAAAGGUGGUGCUCUAGAUGCCACUGACGCCCAGGGAGAUACUCCGCUUCACUGGGCUGCCAGGCAGGGCCAUGCUCAAGUCAUUGCUUUUCUCAUAGAACAAGGAGCACAAAUUAAUGCUCAAAAUAAGAAUGGGGAAUCGUGUCUUCAUGUUGCGUGCCGCUAUGGCCACACAACUGUCGUUCAAAACCUGUGCCUUUGUAACAUGAAUAUUGACCUUCAGGAUGAUCACGGAGAGACAGCGCUGCACAUCGCCGUUUGGCACGGCUUCCCACGUAUUGUCCAUCACCUUUGCUCUGCAUCGGCAAACACAGAACUCACUGAUAAGGAAAUCCAGACCCCACUACACAUAGCUAGUGGUCGGGGCCAUGUCGAGUGUGUUCGGGGAUUGGUUGGAGCUGGAGCCUGCGUGGAUGCUCAGGAUGGCCAUGGAGCCACGCCACUACAUCAUGCAUUGGCUCGCCACCACACCCAGGCUGCCAUGAUUCUCCUGCAUGCUGGUGCUAACACAGACAUAACAGAUGAUAUGGGAGAAGCUCCAAUACAUAUUGUUGCAAGAGAGGGGCUUUUAGCAUUGGCUCAGACACUUUGUGCCUUCGGGUGUAGUGUAGAUGUGCCUAACAAGGCUGGCCUUUACCCACUCCAUUUAGCAGCUAAGCAUGGCCACACGGAAGUUGUCAGGUGCUUGUGUCUAGCAGGUUGCACUGUAGAACAAAAGAGUCGCGAUGGUAUCCUUGCAGAGGUAUCUGCUAUGGCACAAGGUUAUGAUGAUAUUGCUGAUCUGCUGAAUAAGCUUCGAGGUGAGCAGCAGAGAGAAGACUACAUCCAACAACUUAUUCCAAGUCCCUCAUCUAUUCCAAGAAUCAAAGUGAAGAUCUUUGGUCAGUCAGGCUCAGGGAAAACGGCGCUGGUAGAAACACUCAAGACAGGGUACUUUUCUUCUUUCUUUAGGAGAAGUAAAAGCAGCACCUCUACUACUUCGAUUGGAUCAAUUGGGAAGAGUUCUUCUGUCAUGAAGGGCCAUUAUGAAAUGGAGUCCCCUUUGAGCUCUCGGCAGAAUUCCCUUACAUUUGAGCCUUGUGAAAACUACACAAAGGGCAUAGAUGUACAACAGGUCAACAUAUCAGGUGUUGGAGAAUUAUCGUUAUGGGAGUUUUCUGGUCAUGAGGCCUACUUCCCUGUGUAUGACCACUUCAUUGGAAACACUUCAUGUGCCCACCUCAUUGUCUUCUCUCUCAAUCAGCCUUUUGAUGUUCAGCUUCAACAGUGUUCGUUUUGGUUAUCAUUUUUACAAGCCCGUAUCCCACCAAUGGAGCCUCUAAACUUCAGAGGUAAACCCAGCAAAGCUGCUAAGGUGGCUCUAGUCGGAACACAUGCAGACUCUGCGCAGUGUCAUCGCAAUGCCCAGGGAGAUUUUGUUGCCCCGCAAGUUCACUUACUUCAGGAAAAGUUACUAAAUCUUUUUGGCGAUGUAUUUGAACUUCAUGAUAUCGUUUAUGUGAUGGAUGCCACAGCCCCUGGGUCGAAUGCUGUUCGUGCCAUCAAGCAAUACUUAGCAGAUUGCAAAGCUAAAGUUACGCAGGGCUGGAGUGGAGCCAGUGUGGCGUAUGCUGUUGGAGCGGCUGUUAGCGGUGACGGGUAUACGAUUCUUCAACCUGACGCGUGUGAGGGUGUACCACGAGUUACAGGUUUUCUUGGUGCAGUGGUUAACACCUUAGCAGAGUGGCGGACAUCUUUAGGGGAGUUCCCAGUUGUCUCUUGGCCUCAGUUUGUUGAUGUAACUCAUCAAAGAGUAAAUCCAUUAGCUGGAGAGGAGCAUUUACGUGAAGUGGUGCAGCAAUUGCAAUUGAUGGGAGAGGUGGUCUACCUAAAAGCAGAUGCUCAAGAUCUUGUAGUGAUAGACCCAGCAUGGCUCACUCAUCAGCAGUUAGGUCAUCUCCUGUCUACUCAGUAUGCCUUGCAGGCUAGAGUAACAGGGUGCUACACUGUGGAUGAUUUUCAAAUGAGCUUCCCAGAAUGUGACGCAUUAGAUCUUUUACAAGUUCUCGAGGCAUUGCAUCUCUGUACACAGUGCGAUAACGACGGAGAGAUUGAAUACGAGUUUCCAUGCUUCAACCAAGUGGAAACCUUAGAUGGCCUGUGGGAAAAAGUAGAUCCACGUUAUAUGGAGGGUGUAUAUGGUGGUGUCAGAUUAAGAUCUCCUGCGCCUACCCAGUAUAUUCUUCCUCCCAUAUACGUUCGGAUGCAGGUACAGCUUAGAAGAUCAUGGCAAGAGUAUCCUGAAAGAGAUACAGACCUGUACCAGUGGUGUGGAGGAUCUAAAUUCUGUUCAGGGCCCUUAGAAGCACUUCUUACACUUGAAGAAGGUGGGGAAGCUGUGGAAGUCAAAGUUCGUGGCCCACCUGAGUCUGGUCAUGUUGCAUUUUUCUUUAUGGAAGAUCUUUUAGCCAUGAUUGACCAGGUAUUAGUUGAGAUGUGCCCUGGACUGGUGCUAGAGAAACAUGUCUUGAGUGCAGAACAACUGAAGGCGCACUCAUCAACUGUGUAUGCGUGGCCACCAGCUGAUAUAUAUACUGCAUUGCUCAAUGGUGGUGUGAAGGCAUCUCUUCUUAAUCCAUUAACAAACAAGGAAGAACCUUUUACCCAGCUAGUCUGUUUUGGAUCACAAGAUGUCCUUUCGAGUUUGGUUGUUGGAGGUGACAUUCACAUAUCAAGUUUGUGUACGGUAACAGUUCAACGUUUGGCUGCAGUCAUGGAUCCCCCACACCCCCGUGGGUCAGAUUGGUGUGUCAUGGCAAUAAAGCUAGGAAUGCAGCAGCUGUUGCCAUCAGUAGAUACCCAAGUUAGUUCAACGCAGCGUUCUCCUACUGCAACCUUAUUAAAUUCAUGGGGCCAAAGUCCUACAGCUACUUUAGGUUUGUUGGUUGGAGAGCUCCGUGGAAUGGAGCGUGAAGAUGCGGCUGUCAUUGUGAUGUGUGGUGCUCCUCUUUAUCAGUUAGCAGCUCCUGAUGAAGAUGCAACUUCUGAUUCUCCACCAAUUUCUUCCACUUCAGCUACUUCUACUUCUAAUCUCUCAAGAUGAGCAAAAGCUCGUCGGGACAAUCGGUAGACUUUAGUGUCUGCAUACUAGGUCAUUUUUUGUACGUUACUGUAUUUUUUUCAUACCAGUCAUACCUUAUCAUUUCUUUUCCUAUAUGUACAUAGAUAUGAAUUAAUAACAGUGUAAGUUUUAGCAUUUUUUAUUCCAAAACCCAGUUUAUUUAAGUGUAGUGCAAGGUAUCUGAUGUAGGUGAAGUCUUCAUUGGUAAAUCUUCCAAUUGUUAGGCUGUAGAUAUGAAAUUUCCUUAAAAAGCCUGUUUGGCAUUCUUAUAUAAUUUAAAAAAAGUGUGAAAAACUUAGUAAAUCAGCUACUGAUAAUUUUGGCUGUUCGAAGUUUUUAUCAAGUGCAAUUAUAUAGUCUUCAUUAGUGGGAGUGAUAUUGUAGCUGUUGGGUGUAACUGUUAUUUAAUUUGUGUGAAAUUUGGUUUAUCAGUUUUCUGUGUCCAGAUAAUUAUUAUUCUGUAUAUAUACAAAACUGGCAAAAUCAGGUAGGUGUAUGUUCUUAAAAACUUUUUGUUGUGCUGUCAAGGGUGCAAAACAAAACCCUGUUUUGUUUAAUCUCCCUGCUGGUCAAACCUGAUCCAUUAAAUUUGCCUUUUUAAGUCUUUUUUCUAUCCAUUGUCUCAACAGUUGAUUUCAACUUACAAGUGAACAUUACUUCAUUAAAGAAGUAUUGGGGUGAUUGACUGAUAAGGUGUAAACAGAACUUGUGAUAAUAGUUAGUAGCCAAAAUUUGCUGAUAGUUUAGAUAUCCUUAUGUUAGUGGUUAUCUUUCUCUCUCUUUCUUCAGGGCAAUCCAUAAUAUGUUGUGGUUCUCGUUUGUUUGGGAAGCAUCUUAAAAUUAUGUCAAGUAUGAUUAGAGUAUUUUUCUUAUUUUUUUACAUAAACAAUAACUAUGCUUCAAGGUGCAGUUUUGCAUGGGCUCCACAUGCCUAAAACACAUUUUAAUUUUAUUACUUGCCUGAGAGUCAUUUUGAAUCGGUGUAAUGGUUUUUGUGUGAUAGUUUGAUUUUAUGGGUCUUUUAGUUUUGAGGUGCUUUGUAAACUGAAAAUACUGUUGUAAACAUGUUUCAGUUGAAGGAACCAUCAAGAUGUUAGAAAAUUUUGGACAUUUUAAAUUUGUAAAUGAAAUGUGAUUUUGAGUGCUUUUGGUACAGACUGCUAUGAAGGGAAGUACGUAUGCAAUGGACAGGGAAAAGGAAUUUGUAAACUUUUAUAUCUGCUGCAAGUGUAGUCAACUUGUUGAUGAAAGCUGUGUGAAAUAAGUGCUUAUGUGUGAUAUUUUAAAUUGUAAUAAAGCCGGAACAUUUUAUAACAAUUUUUACCUGUGCCAAAAUUCUUAUUGCUGAAAACAUUUUAUGAAGGCUGUUGCUGUUGAGUGUCGUAUUCAGCAAUGUUCAAAUUCUAUCCAUUAAUGAUGAAAAAAGCCAUUUACCAUUAGUAUAUUUUACAAAAUAUACAGCAACUUAUUUUGAGACAUCCUGUGAUUAACAUCCAUGUAGCAUGUACUAUUAUAAUAUAACCUUUUGUAGGGCAACAUGUAAUAGGAUUUCAUAGUCUUAAAAAGCCUUCCUUUUUUAUUCUGCCAUCAAAAAGCAAUUAUUCAGUCUCCAAAGUACCAUAAGGGUAUUUGUACGCUAAGCAGUUUCCUUCCUGCAGCUUACCAAUUACAUACAAGAGUUAGGAGUUUACGACAUACCAGACUAGAGGUUUCAAACGUUUUUGUAAGUUUUCUUAUCUGCUGCACCUCUUUGGGUAGUAGUGUCGUUGACAGAAUGGGACAGGGAGAUAAAAAGGGCUUCUUAAAUUGCUGUUAUCACUGUUGUUAUAUGAUCUGGAAAUAGAGGAAAAAAGUGACUUAAAAAAAAUACUUAUUGUCAAAUGUGUUUUUAGCACCUCAAGGUAAUAAAUACGUACUAGUUUAGAUUAUAUAUAAAUAAUAGUAACAUGCUAAAAUUAUCUUUUCUCAAUGAAACAUUCCUGUAAAUGUAUUGUUGGGUGCACCUAAUUGUAAAUGGUCCAUUCAGUUACUCAUAAAGGGGAAAAUUCAGGAUAACUUUUGUAGAAGUUACUAGUUUUUUGACAAAAGAUGGAUUGAAAACAGUAAUAGCAGAAAAAUAUUUUACUGUGAUUAAAAACUGAUUACAAAUAACAAAUUUGACAAUUGUCCUGAAAUAGUUUAAGUGUAGCAUUGUAUUCAUGGAGAAAUAAUUUAUUUGUAUUUAAACAAAUUUCCCUUGAAGAUGGAUUUUUUUUCACGUUUAGUAGUAUAAACGUAUAAGGAAAUUAUUAUGCCUAAAUGUACAGAUUUAAAUGUUUAUUGAAGUCUUUUGCAUUGCUGAGGGUUUUCUGUGGUAUUGCUGCACAAAUAACUUUUCAUAAACAAGUACUUUAUUUUUAACUUCCUUCUUUCAUUUCUUGAUAUAUGUUCUGCAACAUUUCCUUUAUUUCCUGAUAAAUGUUAUGCAACAUAAGAGUUUCUUCAUGAACUUCAAGGAAUGUUUUUAAUAGUCUGUAAUGACUGAUUCUAGAGCCUUACAAAAUAUUAGUUGAUUGUUCAUGUGACAAACGCAUUAAGAGAAGCCAGGCAUUUACCAGAGGAAAUAACUUAUGUUAAAAAAUCUCAGAGCCUUUUGAGGCAUUUGGCAAUGCAGAAAUGGAAAAAUUUGUAAGCCUUUUAAAACAAAAACCAUAUAUGUAGCAUAAUAGCUACUAUUAACCCUUUGAGAUUCUAGGAGGGGUAAGGGUCCCCCGAAUUAUUAAGUGGCAAAUCACACACUGAUCUUUUAUGAGCAUGCCAGGUAAUGUAUUUUUAAAGGUGUAAUAUGUGAAUACUUUUACUGUAAUGUUCAAAAUUAGAUCAAAAUAGCAGUAAAAAGUCAAAAUGAUGAAUUGAAGCAAGGCGCAAAUUGUUUAUGGAUGACAUCAUUUGCCAUCAUAAGAAUCUCAAGGGUUGCUUAACAAUCUACAGGACUGUAAAUGAUGUCAUCAGAAUCUCAAAGGGUUAAAACUACAAGAGUGUUUCCUAAGUAAAAGCGGAAUGAUUCAGCUCUUAGCUGGAUAUGACGUAUUAAGUUCAUUAGGAUUUGAAUGAUGUCCCUGUCUUUGUAAAAGUACUGAAUGGAAACAUCAUUUCAUGUGUUUCUGGCAUAUAAUAGUGGUUUUAUAGCCACAUAUUUAAUGUACACCUUUCCAGCAUACCAGAACUACGUACGUAUAUAUAAAGAUGACGGGGAGAAAAAAAAAAUACUACUACAAAUGAAGCUGUUUUGGAGUGCCAAAAUUUUCAGUAACAAGCUACCUUGUUUGGAACUUCUCAUUGUUCAUCUUGAGAAAAAUGUGCACAGCCAUCUCUCUCAUGCUUUGCAUCAUUUCAAACUGAAAUGUUUGCGGAUGAGUGUUGUGUGACAUGUACUUUGUUUCAAAGAGGGUUUUUGUAAUUUUCAAGUGGAAAGUAAAUUAUUACAUCUAUCAUAUACAUUUCUCUUCUUUAAAUUUAUUACAAACAAUCUUACCUGAGCUGUUCAUUUUUAAAUCUCUCCUUUUAUAAUGAUAAAAGUAUAAUGACAGGUAAAUGACAUGACAGCAACUGGCAAUUUUUCAUUUUCUUUUUUAGUUUUUGAAACAAAACUUUUUCUAGAGGAGUUUUUGUGUAGCGACUUGCAUAUAAGAUAGCCAUCAGAACUAGUGGAUGAUGACAUCUUUCAGUUAUACGUAUGGUAUACAUUUUAAUCUGGAUGGGAAUUUUAGUAUUGCUGUAAAUUGCAGAUUAAUAUCAAUGCACCACACCUUCAUAGAAGAAAGGAGAUACUGUAAUAAUUGUCAUGUUAUUAGAUUAUAUUACAUGUAUUGCUUAUGGAUAUAAGAAGUGUUCAUUACGUUUACUUGCUAGUGGCGAUAAACUAGAUUACUGUCUCAGGAUUGGAGUUUCUUUUCUUAAAAAGGUCCAUACAAUCUAGAGUAUUAAUACAUUUUCUUGUUUACAUUUUUAAUGUGCUCAUAUGGCACUAAACUGUGCUGGUUUACAAUAGAUUUGAGCCUCAAGGGAAGAGAAGGUUUGAGGAUUAUCCUUUCAUGUUAUAUAAAUUUAUUUACAAGUAAACAAUGAAGAAUGUAUUACAUGGCUAAAAUGUAAGCAAACAGAAAAGUGAUUAAACAAUUAGAGAUGAUGAUCACUACCAAAUCUAAGUGUGUAGAUACAACACCAUAUGUGUGGAGGGGAUGACAGAUGUAAAUAGAAAGAGUGAAAGGAAAGAGCUAGUCACAGCUGUAUAUAGAACUUAAAGAGUCCUCUUUUCAUAUGGAACUUUAUAUAUGUUACCAUUUAUGUUUGUUUUCAUACAUUGAAAUGGGAGAAUUUUCUUACUAAUGUUCUUAAAAAAAAACUAUUAUAAUAAAGUGUAGAGGGGCACAGGUUAAAACUGACUUGUAUCCCUACAAUUGCUGUACAUUGUGUGCUUUUGAUAGAAAGUGAAUGAACCAUUAUGUCAAAUGAAUCACACCCAUGAAAGACUAUUUCAUUUUUAUUUCCAGUUACAUUUCUUUUUUUUAAAUUGGGAAUAUGUAUUUAUAUUAAAGUUAUUACAAUCUCUAAAGAUAUUCAAGUAUUGUAUUAGUUCGUGCAAUAACCGUGAAUUACGAUUUCAUUCAUUGUCACCCAGCAUUGCCUUACGAAUCCUUCACAAAGCUGGUAGUGAAUUUGUAGUAGCUUUUGAUAAAAGUACCGGCUAUGAAUGUGAUGCCGUCCCUCUUUGGGAAUGUAUAUCAAAGUAGAUGUGUUAUUCUUUGGGAGUAUGUUCCCUGAAUCAUUGGUCUGUACUAGAACCCCCUCUUUGUUCUGAUGGGAAAUUCUUCCCUCCCUCUAUCCCUCAAAAUACUACAAUGGAAUCAAUCAUUUAAUUACUGUAAAACAAUGUACUUUCGGCUAUUUGUUGGUAAAUAGUGGCUUUUCAGGAAUAGUGAACAUAAAACUUAAAGGCAAUUUAAGGAAGCUUGCAUCGAGAAGACAAUUACACCUUUAUGUAAGUUCAUGAUUCUGCAUUGUGAUAUGUAUAUCUUUUUAUUCUCUGGAGAAUACUUGAUAAUCAUUCAUUGUAAACUUGUUUGGAUUAUUUGGUUAACAAGCUUGACAAUAGUAGUAAUACAGUCAAAUAAGGUAUCGGCAAGAUGGUCCGUGCAAAGUUGACUUUCCGUUGAUAGGUCUCGGACCAAAUGAUGUCUUUCUGGAAUUUGGAUCUUGUAUAGGAUAGAUUUCUAGACUUUUAAAGCUCUAUGAGAUGGCUCUGUGGUGCUAUAGUUUCACUGUCUGUUGCUCCAUAUUCAUGGCAAUUUCCUUUGGAAAAUUAUAAAUUUUUUUUGUCUCACUUUCUACUCAUUUCUACUCAUUAUGAUGCUUCAUUUUGGUAAACUUAUAGUGGGAAUGUUAGACAAUAAAAGUAACUGUAUCUCAAAAGGCUUAAUGAUUCUUUAUCUGGAUCAUUAAAGCUUUAUGUUGCUGUAAUUUGAUGUUGUACAGUUAAUAACUUUCUGCCUGUUCAUUAAUGGAAAUAUUUUAAGUCACUUGUGUCAUUACAGAGCUUCUGUCAUUCUUGCAUCUUCAUGCCACUUCACUCAUAGAGCUUUAUUAACCCAGAAUGUAUGGCUGAGUGUGUUAGUACUGAAUUCAUGUUAAACAUUUUCAUUUUUACUAUAUCAGUUGUAUGUCAAUUACCCAGUUAUAUGUAUGUAUGUUGAAAAAUAUCACAGGACUUGAAGUCAGAUGUAUCAGUUUCAUGAUGUUUUUAUACUGCACAAUGAAGAUCACUAAGAAAAUAAAUCCUUUUGUAUGUGUUCUAGUUGACCACAACUUAUUGCUGUUCACAUGAGUGUUUUAUGAUUAAGCGAGUACAUUGGUUGAUGUUCAUAGACAGAUUUAGAAUGUUUUAUUUUUUUAAUGUAAAGUAUUCCUAAAACUUUUUCACUUGAAUGUUCAUGUAAAUAAAAGGCUUCAUGCUUUCAAGGUAAAUGUUACUAUAUUAUGUACAAGUGGGAAAACUUGGUGAAAAGAAUGUUCCAUAACUAAAUGGUAAUUAUGUAAACUGCAAUUUACUGUUCAUGUUUGAUUUUACACUUGGAAGAGAAUGAUUGUGAUAAUGAAGAAAUGGGCACUCUUUGGAGACAGACAGAAGUGAUGAAACAGAUCUGUUAGUGUACAGAAAAAAAAAAUCCCUAUAAUUUUCAGACAGACCUCAAAUCAUCAUAGUUUGCUUUAUGAAUUGUACAUAAAUAUGUUUUUUCCAAUUUUUAGUAUGAUUUUAGGGUGCUGAAGUGUGUGUGCAUCUUAUCAACACAGAAGAAUAAGCGCACAAAGUGCUGACAUAUGCAAACAAUUAAUUCUGUGUAUGUUGCCAUCUGCCCACAUAGUCCCAUCCAUGUUUACACAGGUUGCAGGUUGAAUCAUUGGCGUUAAAAACAUAAUUUAAGUAAAUGUCCAAAUAUUAUCUGAUUUCAAAGAGGUUUUGGAAACAGAGUAGGAAAUUUCAUCAUUCGGUCAUAAAAUUUUUACAGCGCUGCUGUUUUCAGCAUUGAAUGAAAUCUAAAUUUAUCACAAGAACAAUGUAUUUUGACUCUGGUAGUUAAACAAAUUCCUAAUAAUAAGAAUCAAACCAUAUUAGAACUGAGAAUGUUGACUUAGUUUAAACUAUUUAAUCACAGUACUUUUUAUACAGUAAAAUCUAUAUACCACUGGGAUUAACAAUCAUUUAAUUCCAUGAAAAUGUCUCCCCAAUAGCAAGUGGCAAAGAUUUCCCUGAUGAGGUUGUGGGUAAGAAAGUGAACUUUUCAGACUUUGUAAUAGCAAACGAACAUCGUCAGAAACUGCUCAUGAUGCAACUAGAAAGUGUUUUGCCUAAAAUAUAUUUUUGUGUAAUUUGGGAAAAUCCUGCUAAGUAUUAUGUUAUCUUUUGUACUUAUCUUUUUGAAUGUUUCUCUGUAUAUACUGUACAAUACCCUUUAGUCAUGUUUUUCACAGAUAUUGUAACUAUUGUAUCAUAAUUAUUUUGUCUUUCAUUUACGAUUAUUGGUUGGUACCUUGCUAUGCCAUUUGCUUUUUGUGUACUGUACUCAUUUGGGAUUCAUAUCAACUUUCAUUUCUCAGAAACUGUAGAUUAAUGGUAUUGUGCACCUCUCCAGUCAACCUAAGUAAAGCUUCUGUUUCAGUAAGCUACCAUACACCUUAACAUCAUUUUACCAUUGCAGGUGGAUGGGAAAUUUUGUAGUUUUUAUAAAUGGCAAUGUUAUUUUUAUUUCUGCUUUAGCCUAUUUUAAAGAUUUGUUUUUAUCGAAGAGGAAAAUUGUGAUAAAUUGUCCAGUCAUUCUAAUGUGACUUGUACAAUUCAAAUUAGUUAAAUCCUUCAAGUAAUAGUUUUCAUGGGCAUGGAAUAUUACCUGGAUAUUUUUUUCAAGUUCUUUUGCAAAGUUAGAGCGGUUUUUCUUGUAAAUGCCAUUUUAAUCAAAAUAGAUACACUGGGACAUGACAUAGAACAUCAUAUCAUAUAUAUAUGCCAUAUAUACUUAUGAAUUAGAGCAUAUAGCUUAAUGUUCACAUUCCAUAGCUGUCAAGUGGUGUGGAUGUGUCUUCAUAGAUUUAUGUGUGGGUGCCAUACGCACAUAUUACAGCUUCCUUGAGAAACACUCGAGGAGCUUGUUGCUUUUAUACACUUAAAAUAUAUAUUAGGAAAAUU
This is a messenger RNA of Macrobrachium nipponense, 11886 nucleotides long. RefSeq names its product death-associated protein kinase 1-like. The record is from RefSeq and is a predicted model, not a curated record. Gene Ontology annotation, cellular component: nucleus. NCBI's taxonomy places the organism in Eukaryota, Metazoa, Arthropoda, Malacostraca, Decapoda, Palaemonidae. Gene Ontology annotation, molecular function: protein binding; protein serine/threonine kinase activity; ATP binding. Gene Ontology annotation, biological process: intracellular signal transduction; positive regulation of apoptotic process; protein phosphorylation.